This is a messenger RNA of Meloidogyne enterolobii, 1056 nucleotides long. NCBI's taxonomy places the organism in Eukaryota, Metazoa, Nematoda, Chromadorea, Rhabditida, Meloidogynidae. The record is from the annotation of a GenBank genome assembly.
GAAUGUAAAAUAAAGUAUUCCGAAAGUGUUUAUGAUGCUUGUAUGGAAUCUUUUGACGCUCUUCCUUUAGCUGCUUUAAUGAAUCAACAAUUUUUGUGCGUACAUGGAGGUCUCUCACCCGAAAUUCAUACUCUUGACGAUAUAAAGAAGUUGGAUCGCUUUAAAGAGCCACCAGCUUUUGGGCCAAUGUGUGAUCUUUUAUGGUCUGACCCACUCGAGGAUUUUGGUAAUGAGCGAAAUUCAGAACAAUUCUCUCACAAUUCCGUACGUGGGUGCUCAUACUUCUACAGUUAUUCUGCUUGUUGCGAUUUUCUUCAACAUAAUAAUCUCCUUUCAAUCAUUCGUGCACAUGAAGCACAGGAUGCCGGAUAUAGAAUGUACAGAAAGUCGCAGGCCACCGGAUUUCCGUCGCUUAUAACUAUUUUCAGUGCUCCCAACUAUUUGGAUGUAUACAAUAAUAAAGCUGCCAUCCUCAAGUACGAGAACAAUGUUAUGAACAUACGUCAAUUCAACUGUUCUCCUCAUCCUUACUGGCUGCCUAACUUUAUGGACGUAUUUACAUGGUCUUUGCCAUUUGUCGGGGAGAAAGUAACAGAAAUGCUUGUACAUAUUCUAAACAUUUGUUCUGACGAUGAGUUGAUGGCUGAAGGAGAUGAUACAUUCGAAGGUGGAAUGCCUUCAACGCGGAAAGAAAUCAUUAGGCAUAAAAUCAGAGCUAUUGGAAAAAUGGCACGAACAUUUUCUGUACUGAGGGAAGAGAGUGAGACAGUACUCCAACUUAAAGGCCUAACUCCAACUGGUUCGUUGCCGCUAGGCGUUCUUUCAGGAGGAAAACCGGCAAUCCAUCAAGCACUAAAAUGCAGCAAUGACCCACAGCAUCCGAUAAAGUCGUUUGAGGAUGCCAAGAAGUUGGAUCAAAUCAACGAACGAAUGCCACCAUCAAUGGCAACUGCAGCUACUGGUUCAAUAGCGUCAUCACAAAGUGGAAGCAGGGAAGCAUCACCGCGUCGACCUAAUUCUACGUCAAGCGCAACCAGUUUUAAGCCUGGCGGUUAA